AUGGCCACUGGUGACGAUCGCCAGCGCAAGCCCCAGCAGCGAAAGCUUUCAUUUUUGCCAUGUACUAGACCAGCAAGAGCUGUAGGUCAAGUAAGCCUACCUGAUGGCAUACCACACAAAGAUAUCGUCAUCGAUUAUUUGGAGGAGGAUGGGUCAGACUCCGAGACCAUUACAGAUGAGAGGGAAAUGGUCCCCCAGCCCCGCCCGCCCAGGCCUCCACCAGAUGCCAAUGACAAUGAACCAGCCCUUAAAAAACCGAAGACUAAAGUCAACUACGAUAGUAAAUUCAGAAAGGAGUGGCUGAAGGAAUUCCCGUGGCUCCAGUGGGAACCAGACAAGGGGACGGACGGUCUAAUGUUUUGCAAGGACUGUCGUGCUAAUCCAGCGCUUGCCAGGUCUAACCUUGGGUCCACUGCCGGAUGCGACACCCAUAAGCAUGAUACCUUGGCCAAGCAUAAGAUAAGUCGUGCUCAUAUUUUGUGCAGAGAUGCAUGUCUGAAAAAGACAUCCAAAGCUGCGUUGCCACAAGUUUUCAAUCGUCAGGUCACCAACAAUCAGCUGGAAGUUGAAAAACAACUAGAGGUUAAGUUCAACAUUGCCUACAACAUUGCAAAAGAGGAAAUACCCUUCACUAAGUUUAAGCCAUGGCUGUUUUGUCAUAAGAAAUGUGGGCUCCCGAUUAACCCAACAUAUGAUAAUGAUAUCAAAUGCGCUGAAUUUGUGGGGGCUAUAGCAGACCACAUGAGAGAAAUUCUCAAUGACCAGUUGAAGAAGGUUAGGUACCUCUCGAUUAUCAUUGAUGGUGAAACAGAUGUCAGCAACAAGGAAUGUGAAAUUGUCUAUGCCCGCAUCCUGGAGUUGGGAUGGCCUGUAAAUCGACUGGUCGGGCAGCAGGAGGUUGAGGAUGCCCAUGCAACAGGUGUUCUAGAGGCAGCAGACAAGACUUUUCAAGACCUAGCCAGUUAUGAAGACAACGCCCAACCUAAUGUUGAUUGGAAGGAAAAGUUGGUGUGCAUGGGCUCAGAUGGAGCAUCGGUGAACCUUGGACACCGGAAUGGUGUGAUAGAAAAGCUGAGGUUAGAAUUGGCUGUCCUGGUCUUGCAGCGAGACGUCCCGAUGGUGAGGGAUAUCUACGACACACUCUUCCUGGUAUGGAAAACUUACCAUUAUAGCACAAAAUCUCAGAGAGAUUUGGAAAAGCUUGGCAAAGAGCUUGGGGUUAAAGUCUUGAAGGUGUCAAAUGUUAAGGGCACAAGGUGGCUGCCCCAUGUUCAACGUGCACUUGAUGUGUUCAUGAUGAAGGAGUCGGGCACAACUGGCCAGUUCAAUGCAACGUAUGUGCACAUGGAACAUCUGGCAGCCACUCAUCCAAAAGCGGACAUUUCUGGCAGGGCAAAGAAGCAAGCGAUAAUGGCGGUAAAACACAUGAUCCAGCAAUUAGAGGACCUAAGGACCACCCCAAAAAGGAGGGGGAACAUGGAAAGAUUCCUGAAUGAUGACGCCACUCAGCAGGGAGAAUUCCAGGGAAUCAAGUUGAAGGGUGACAUUGCUCUACUGAUCGAGGAAGGUUUUGGACAUCAAAGGCUGGCAGCUGGGGUUCGAAAUACCAUCGACAUAGCUCUGCGGGAGAUCAGGAAUCGCUUCUCUGCCCUGUUAGGGGAGCCUCUUGGCGACAACAUCACUGAUGAGUCAGCAGCUGCUGUCAGAUGUCUCAACAUGGUAUUCAACCAUGAUACAUGGCCAUCAGCUGUCAAUGACCUAGAAAGCUAUGGAUAUGAGGAGAUGGAAUUCCUGCUACGCUACUUUGUUGAUUUGCUGCAAAGGAACGGUUGCCAGGUAGACGAGGUCCAGGGUGAAUAUUCAAGGGUUAAAACAUUGGUUAAUGGCCAGUUCAUAGACAAAGGUGUCAGUGCCCUCUGGCACAUGAUGCUGAUAAAGGAACCCUACCAGGGAGAUUUCAAGAACAUGUUGCAUUUGGUGGAGAUAAUGCUGGUUAUUCCUAUAUCCAGUGCACAGUGUGAAAGGGGAUUCUCUGCACAGAGGAGGAUUAAAUCGGAUGACAGAGCUGGCCUACAUGUUUCAACCACAUCUGAUCUAAUCCGUAUAAGUUUUGAGGGGUGCAGCCUGGCUGACUUCAAUCCCAAGCCUGUCAUCAGAAAAUGGUUUAACAGCGGACAGGGGCCGCGUAGGCCAAAUCUGUACCGCAGCUGGCCAGCAAUAGUUUGCGUUGGUGAAGACACUAACAUUGCUGUAUCAGAUGAUUGA
This is a messenger RNA of Lineus longissimus, 2265 nucleotides long. Its product is annotated as zinc finger protein 862-like. The record is from RefSeq and is a predicted model, not a curated record. NCBI's taxonomy places the organism in Eukaryota, Metazoa, Nemertea, Pilidiophora, Heteronemertea, Lineidae. The coding region runs from base 1 to 2265 and encodes 754 amino acids. Gene Ontology annotation, molecular function: protein dimerization activity. The transcript has 9 exons.